Molecule: messenger RNA, 3063 nt
Organism: Aspergillus tanneri
Lineage: Eukaryota; Fungi; Ascomycota; Eurotiomycetes; Eurotiales; Aspergillaceae
Product: putative secondary metabolism biosynthetic enzyme
Exons: 7
Coding region: 1-3063 (1020 amino acids)
Source: RefSeq, a predicted model, not a curated record
AUGGAACGUCAUCACGAAUCCAAACAAGUCGGUCGCAGACUGCUGCUCAAUUAUAUUGAUGCGGUGGCGGCUGAGAAUCCCACGAUGGUGGCCAUCACCCAGGUCGUCUCCUUCGAGCCCAACCCUGUUCACUUCAAUAUCACAUAUCAGGACAUGUCGAAUCUUAUAAAUCGGCUCGCGUGGUGGCUGGAUGAAACCUAUCCCAAACGAAAAACCAAAGACAUCACCAUAGCUUAUUUGGGCUCUAGUGAUGCCAGACAUCUUGUCUUGACUCUAGCAGCAGUAAAGGCCGGUUACAGGUUAAUGCUACUCUCACCUCGAAAUAGUGUCCAAAUUCAUGACCACCUCAUCAAGGAGACCAAAUGUCAGGCUAUUAUAUUCGACUCUCUCUUCUCUUCCACUGUUACAGAAUUGACCAUCCUCCGUAGCAUCAAUGCUGUUCAAGCUCCAGAGCUUGUAAACCUUCUGUCCAACACAAGCCCGGCAAGAGAAUACCCUUAUUUAGAUACCUUUCAGGACGCAUCAGACAAGCCUCUUGUGAUAUUUCAUACCAGUGGUUCCACAGGCAUGCCCAAGCCUGUAGCAUUUGUUCACGCUGCUAUGGCAGCUACUGAUAGCUUAAGACUGUUUUACUCUGAGGAAUCCUAUCGCGUCAGUUGUCAUCGACUCCUGGAGUCCGCGCACAGUGUCUACAAUGGGUGUCCUUUGUUCCAUCUUGCCGGAUUCGUUGCUGGCUUCUUCUGGCUUUUCAGUGGCGGCAUCAUAGUUAUCGGCCCUGCGAAUCAGCCCUCCAGCCCUCAAAUGCUGAAAGAUAUCUUGCACGUGGCUCAUGUUGAUGGUGCAUUGUUACCCCCUCUCGUUGUCGAUCAGAUAGCGCAGGAACCCGCCCUAAUUGAAAAAGUUUCGAAGCUUCGGUUCAUUACAUUUGGCGGUGGUUCUGUGAGCCAAGAGGCAGGAAACUUGUUGUCCCAGAAGACUCGACUGAUUAGUGUCUUGGGCAGCAGUGAAUGUGGCCUGAUUGGCGCAUUCAUGAUUGAGCCGGAAAACUGGAACUGGUUUCACUUUGCCGAAAAGGAGAUGGGGAUCCGCUGGCACCCUAUCGAUGAAGGCACCAGGGAAGGCAAAGGUGACCCAGAAUACUACGAACUGGUCAUUCACCGCGAUGACAAUCUACCCCAGAAGCAGGCAGUCUUUGUUAACUUCCCUCAUUUGGAGGAGUGGCACACAAAGGACAUCUUUCAGCGUCAUCCAAGCAUCCCGUACUACUGGAGAUAUGAAAGCCGAAUUGAUGAUGUCAUCGUGUUCUCCACCGGUGAGAAGAUGAACCCAAUCACUUUUGAAAGAGAGCUCAAUACUCUUCAAGGGGUCCAUGCCAGUCUGGUCGUUGGCCAUAAGCGUCCGUACCCAAUCCUUUUAAUCGAGUUGGAGCCGUCCGCGAACGUGGAAGAUACGUUGCCUGCAAUACAUCAAGCACUGGAAGACCUCAACAAGCAGAGCAUGAAGUACGCGCAAAUUCACCGUAAUGAUAUCCUUAUCGCUACACCAGAGAAGCCGUUUGCCCGUAUGGCGAAGGGGACGAUCAGUCGCAGUCAGACGGCCAAGCUGUAUGCAACAGAGAUUGAAGCUGAAUACACUUUAAAGGACGCGGAGCAAGAUCUCCAGUUCCAGCUUGAUCUUUCUACCGAUGAGACGCUCAUGGAAAGCAUUGCUGAGAUAGUCCGCAGCCUGACUUCAGUGAAAGAUUUAAGCAUCCAUGACGACUUCUUCGCAAGGGGCUUAGAUUCACGGCAAGUACAGAUGCUGGCACAGUUACUGGCCCGAGUCCUGCCAGAUCAGAAAGAUGUCCUCUUCAUCCGAAAUGCAGUGUACAUGAACCCGACUACUUAUAGGCUGCCAACGAAGGUGAAGCAGAAGCAAACAGAUCAAAGCAAAGCGCAUCACAUCCUUCUAACUGGUAGCACGGGUUUCAUUGGAUCAUUCAUCCUUCGGUCCCUGAUGCAUCGCCAGGACGUAACAGAGAUCACCUGCAUCGAUCGGAGAAUCCCAGAGGUUGCCAGGGCUGGAGGGGCAGUUCCAGUUCAUCGCUUUAAGGGCGAUUUAGCCCAACCAUAUCUGGGUCUGAGUGAGGAAGACUACUCGCAUCUGCUAGCAACUGUGACAGUAGUCAUUCACUGCCAAUGGCCAGUCACCUUCAACUUGCCCCUGGCGCUCUUUGAAUCUCACAUCGCCGGCGUUGCAAAUUUGAUCCGGCUAGCGUAUGAUUCUAAUCAAGACACACGCCUCAUAUUCCUUUCAUCUAUUGCCACCAUUCAAGGCUGGGAUCAGUCAACCCCAGUCCCCGAGUCACCUCUUGAUUCGCUGAAAUAUGCCCAAGGUGGGUACGGUCAAAGUAAGCUGCUGGCAAGCAAACUGCUCCAGCAAGCCGGACUCACCAGUGGUGUCACCUCCGCAAUUUGCCGGGUUGCCCAGGUUGGGGGUCCUGUGUAUGCCGAGGGCGUCUGGCCACCACGAGAUUGGUUCCCGACCUUGCUGCGCGCCUCGGAGAUUAUGGGAUGCCUGCCCGCCUCGCUCGGAAGUUUCAACGACGUUGACUGGCUGCCGGUGGACUGUCUCUCAGAGGCACUUGUAGAAUUGGCCCUUGGAGCUGGGAUGGUGGAUUCAACAGGAGACAGGGCACUUACCGCAUACUAUCAUUUCACGAACCCUUCCGUCUCUUCGUAUACGGAUCUCGUGCCAACAAUCGCCCGUCGUCUAGGCCCCGAUUGCAAGGUGGUAUCUUCUUUGGAGGAAUGGAAUAAGAAACUGGCUAGUUGGAGCUUGCAAGAAGCCCCCAAUGGAGAUUCUUCGGUGGAAUCUUCCAUGGCCGCAGCUAUGGCACUGUUAGAAUUCUACGUGGGGCUAGAGGCCAAACCAGACCAACCAUCAGUGAGGCUUGACACCACCUUGACAGUCGCACGGAUUCCUAGCCUCCAAGCCGCCGGGGCCGUGAAUGAAUCAUGGAUAAAAACUUGGCUUGAUCAAUGGGGCUUUGGUACAAGUGCCAGUGUUGAUACUAUUCCGUAG